ACUGGAGAGACUGGCAGGAAAGCAGCAACUCCCAGCUGUGGGGAGCAAGCGAGGUAUAUAAAGGGAGAAACUAAGUGAUAACACCCCGAGCAUUCAAACUCGACGCAGGCAAAGGAAGACUGGGAAACAGAGAACCUCCCCAGAACUUCAUUUCCAAUCACAGCAAGAGUCGGCAACAUGAAAGGUUUCAUUGCUUUGGCCUUGGCUUCUGCCUUUUUGGAAAUGUGUUCCACAAACCACGAGGGGCAGCUGGUGGCAGACGGUGGCGUUCUGACCAAGGGAAGUAUGAAUGAGGAAAAGCUGCCCCAUCUCUUCUUGAAGCGGUUCUACGAUGGCCUGUCCUACGAUGGAUUUGUGGCACUGAUGGGAAGGAGAAUGGCUGGUACAAAAGAAAUUCCCGUGGCUCAGAAACGGGACUUGGAUGAUUUUUUUGUCGGUCUGAUGGGAAGACCAAACAUGGAAUUGGAUGAAUCAACUGCUCUUAAUGAAGAUGAACCAGGGAGAAAAGGACACAGAACCGCCACCAAUUGCAAGCCGAGGACUUGUGGGGCCAUCUAACGUCGAAAGCAAGCGGAGCCGUGACAAGGAAGCGAUUGCUCCAUCUACCAAAGUGCAUAACGUCCCAGAAUAAGCUAGUAAAUUUGUUUUACAUAACCGUAUAUUUACAGUCAAAUCAUGUUAAUAUUCAACCUCGGCGUGGGUGAGCCGACUCUGGUUCGAGAGAAUCCGUGUCUUUCAUCGCCAGCCAAGGAAGAAACGAGUGGCGAGGACACAAUUCUCGAGCUGGAACUGGUGUUGUUGUAUUCUAUCCCCUCCACUGUCCAGUCCAAAUAAAUACAUUUUUAUUUAACGUUAA
Amblyraja radiata (thorny skate) is the source of this 856-nucleotide messenger RNA. Its product is annotated as tachykinin-3. The transcript is spliced from 7 exons. The record is from RefSeq and is a predicted model, not a curated record. Lineage: Eukaryota; Metazoa; Chordata; Chondrichthyes; Rajiformes; Rajidae. The coding region runs from base 178 to 558 and encodes 126 amino acids. Gene Ontology annotation, biological process: positive regulation of blood pressure; tachykinin receptor signaling pathway.